AUGGAUCCUGACAAGUGCCUCAUUGUCUACGGUGAGGACCAGAGAGAGAACUUGCUGCUGACAGGUGGAAUGGAUCGAAUAAUUAGAGUCUGGAAUCUUUAUUUCCCUGGAAAAACAACAGGUAUGCUGAGAAGCCACACGGCUCCAGUGAUCUACAUCCACAUAUCUGCUGAGGAUAACAAAAUAUUUCAAAAUAUUUUCUAUGUCCACGACAACAUGAUUAAAGAUCUGCAGACCUUCAGCUGCUUGUUCACAGCCUCAUCCAAAGGCAGCAGCAUUAAGGAGGUGCUCACAGCCUGCCUCUAUCUCUCCAGCCCCUGAGCCCUGUGUGUGGCCACUGACGCCAUCACACUUCUGCACCUGAGACUGAGAGCCUAUGAAGACAGCUUCUUUCCAAUGGCCCAAAAAGGCCCAGUGGCCAUUGGAGAAGAAAGGGGCUUUGAGCAGCCCGUGUGCUGCAGGUGCAACCCAGCCUCCCUGCACGUGGUCAGCGGCUCCCAAGCAUCGGUGGUGAAAGUAUGGCACUUUGAAAGGGGAAGACAGCUGUCUGAAUUUAUUGGGACUCAUGGCAAUGCUGGGAUCACUUGUCUGAUUGACUCCAGCAGAAGAAAAUACGUUUAUGGGGACAGAGAUGGCUGCCUGAAAAUACGGAGCUAUAACAAUGGGUGUUGCCUGUAUACCCUGAAACACAAAGUGAACCAAAAUAAGUGUAUCAUCGUUGUUGGAUGGGACAGAAGAAUAAAGGUGUAUUUUGAUGCACCAUGUAACUUUCAUCACUUCUGGAAGCCACAGCCAGGCUGGCAGGAUGAUCUGAACCACAGGCAGAAGGAGGACAUCCUCUGUGUGGUCCGAUGCCCACCUUUCUUUCUUGCCACCUCCAGUUACGAUGGGGAGAUUGUCAUUUGGAAUGUCAUCUCAGGCCAGAGGCACUGCAAGCUAAACACCCCCAGCCCUUCUGACAUCCCAGAUCAUAGAGAAGUUACCACCCAGCAUCUUCCUGGGGAAGAGGCUGUGGAAGCUCAGAAAAAUGGGCGUGAGUGUGGCUUCUCCACUUGCCUGCACCAGGCACAGAGACUCUGCCUGUGGGCUCGGCCACAGCUCCUGUCUUACCGCUUCCCUCCCCCGGGUUCCGUCACUUUCUGGAGGCUGUUCGGUGGGGCUGGCCUCAUUGCAAACUUCGCUGCUUCCAGAGGAAAAACCCAGGUCAGCAGCAUCAUGGUGGCAGCAGGAGAUGCCCUUGCCUACCUGGCCAACCAGCAAGACUUUGUGCACGUCCAGGACAUCAAGGAGUAUGGCCCUCAGGGACUAGAGCUGCAGCCUCCCAGGAGUGUGACAUUCUUUAGGGCCCAUGUCAGCAUGAUGACAUGGCCAGUCAUCCACAAGUUUGGAGCUGAUAAAGAAAAGUUUCUGCAGUCAUCCUCCCUCGACUGCACUGUGCACCUGCUGAGGAGGGGCAGAGCAUACACAGGGACCUUUGGGCAGAGUAGCUCCUGUGAUAUUUUUACUCCUGCCUCCUGGAGCCACCUGAAAGUCCCCUAUGAAGUUUUGACAGAUCCCUAGAGUAUGCCUGCCCACCCAAUGCUGGAAGGGGGCGUUCCUGCUGGGCACACGGGAAAGAAGGAGCAGGAUAACAUGAUGGAGGCUGCUAGGGUCACUUGCGUGUCAGCUCUCGGGGAGAAACCAGAUUUAUCUAUUGUUGGCUCAGACUUGUUUAAUUUAAAUUUCCUUACCCAGGAAAAAGAAGGAAGGGAAGCUGCCCGAAGGAGCAUUGAUCACAUAGCAGUUUCCUUGUCUGAGUUCUAA
Messenger RNA from Cynocephalus volans (Philippine flying lemur), 1803 nucleotides. Its product is annotated as WD repeat-containing protein 49-like. NCBI's taxonomy places the organism in Eukaryota, Metazoa, Chordata, Mammalia, Dermoptera, Cynocephalidae. Gene Ontology annotation, molecular function: protein binding. The record is from RefSeq and is a predicted model, not a curated record.